AGGAGUUACCAGACUAAUGGCGUCGGGAAGGCCUAAGUCCUAUCAGCUUCCGAACCCUCGGUUUUUGCGGGCCCAGUCCGGGCUCUGCUGUCCCUUUCUCAUCCCCUGACCGCCGGCGGCUCUCUGGUUUCUCUGGGCGCCUUUCCUCGGCAUUCCUCCUACGGACCCCGCUCGGCGUGCAUGUGCCGUGUCAGGCCUCGGGCUCAGGGUACCUGCAUGAUCACGCCUCAGUGACCUCUCAGACCAGUGUGGAAGGACUCUCGGGAAGUGCUUAUUCCUUUUUGUGUCUUCAUUAUCAGGCCUAUGGUGGCUUUACUGGUAUUCUGGAAGUGAGGAAUAAUUUUAUGCUCGCACAAGAUGGCAUCUGUUCCAGUGUAUUGCUUGUGCCGCCUUCCAUACGAUGUGACACGGUUUAUGAUUGAGUGUGAUGUUUGUCAAGACUGGUUCCAUGGCAGUUGCGUUGGAGUGGAGGAAGAAAAGGCAUCAGAUAUUGAUCUUUAUCAUUGUCCCAACUGCCAGAUAACUCACGGGCCAUCUGUUAUGAAACGUCGGCGAGGGAGUUCCAAGCAAGAUCUCGCUGUGAGCAAGGAUGUGAGCAAGGAUGUGGGGAAGCCAGUGCAGACAGGCAGCGCAAGUUUCAUUAAGGAAUUAAGAAGCCGUAAUUUCCCCAACGCAGAUGAGGUGAUCCUGAAACCACAGGGGACUCAGCUGACUGUUGAGUAUUUGGAAGAGAACAGCUUUAGUGUUCCAAUCCUGGUUCUGAAGAAGGAUGGGCUUGGGAUGACCCUUCCUGCUUCUUCCUUCACAGUAAAUGAUGUGGAACAUUAUGUGGGAGCAGAAAAGGAGAUCGAUGUGAUUGAUGUGGUUAGACAAGCUGACCUGAAGAUGAAGUUGAAGGAUUUUGUGAAAUAUUACAACAGCCCCAAGAGGGAAAAAGUGCUCAACGUGAUCAGUUUGGAGUUUUCUGAGACAAGGUUGUCAAACCUUAUUGAAACUCCAAAGAUUGUGCGCAAGCUGUCCUGGGUGGAAAACCUGUGGCCAGAGCAAAGUGUGUUUGAAAGACCAAAUGUGCAGAAGUACUGUUUGAUGGGGGUCAAGGACAGCUAUACAGAUUUCCAUAUAGAUUUUGGGGGGACAUCGGUCUGGUAUCAUGUAUUAAAGGGAGAGAAGAUCUUCUAUCUGAUACAGCCUACAAAGACCAACUUGGCCUUGUUCGAGUGCUGGAGCAGCUCCUCUAACCAGAAUGAAAUGUUUUUUGGAGAUCAGGUAGACAAGUGUUACCGGUGUCCAGUAAAGCAGGGCCAGACUCUCUUCAUCCCUACAGGCUGGAUUCACGCUGUUUUAACCCCUGUGGAGUGUUUGGCUUUUGGAGGAAACUUCCUGCACAGUCUAAACAUAGCCAUGCAGCUCAGAGCAUAUGAGAUUGAAAAGCGGCUGAGUACUGCAGACCUCUUCAAGUUUCCAAAUUUUGAGUCAAUCUGUUGGUAUGUGGGAAAGCACUUACUGGACACAUUUCGUGGUCUGCGAGAGAACAGGAGGCAUCCAGCCACUUAUCUGCUGCAUGGAGCUAAAGCACUUAAUACAGCUUUUAGGUCCUGGACCAAGAAAGAGGCAUUAAUGGAUCACGAGGAGGAAAUUCCUGAGACCAUAGUUACUUCUCAGCUCAUCAAGGAUCUAGAUCGGGAAGUCCGACUAAUGGAGGACAUCUUUCAUCAAAACAUUGAGAAGACUGGCAAACUUUUGGGUAUGUCAAGAAGCCCCAUGACCAGCACAUCUUCUCCUGUCAAAAUGUCCCUUCUGCCCAAGGGUCCCAAGAAAAAGGGGGUCAAGUCCAAAGAUUUUGGGAAGAAAGGUGGACGAUGGGGUAAAGAUGGGCUGGAGGAUGAUUCGGAGCUGGUCGAUAUUCAAAAUCAGAGGAAGGCCCUUAUGUACAAGAAAGAAAUGGGGGAUGAUGAUGAUAUUUUGGAUGAUGAUGAAAAACCUGAUGCUUCCCUACUCGAUUCAGAAUUGGCAGAGAGUAAACUACCGUUAGUUUUGUCCAAUGGUAUGAAUCUAAGUGGUAAGAAGGUUUGUGUAGGAGCUGGAAGUAGACACCAGGCUUCUGCCAGAAAAAUUGCAAAAAGUGAACCAGCGGAUCCCGAUAUGUCACCUGUUGACCCUUUUCUCAUGGACUCUGAUGAUGACUUGCAAAUUGAUGAGGCGCCACGCAAGGAACGCAAGCUGGUCCCUCCAAAAAGGAAGCUGCACAAAUUCCCACGCAAGCUUCCACGUGCAAAGCCGUGCUCGGACCCGAACAAAGUGAGAGAACCAGGAGAGCUGGAGUUUGAUGUAGAGGAAGACUACACCACAGAUGAAGAAAUGGGAGAAGGUGAUGGAGACCAGCUUGGCGCUAGCAGUGGGGGUAUAUUAGACCUUCUAAAAGCCAGCAGACAAGUUGGAGGCCCAGAUUACUCUGAAAUAGACGAAGCACCUGCUUCUCCAAGCACCCAGGAGGCCAUUCAGGGUAUGCUGUGUAUGGCCAACUUUCAAGCCUCUUCGUCCGGCACCCCUGCAAGCCUUCAAGCUUGGUGGUCAGCUGGGCAGGAGAGUGGAGCAGUGUCUGGUGUACCACAAGGUGGUAUUAAGGCUGCUGGCAACAAGUCUGGAAAUAAUGGCCCUGGCGGAGGCUCUGGAAACAAAGUGAUUCUGAGGCCAGGAAAGAGGCCGGUCAAAAGGCCUGCACAUCGUAGUAUGGACAGUGAAGAUGAUGAUAGUACUGAUGAGCAGGAAACGCUGGGAGCAUGUUUCAAAGACUCUGAGUAUAUUUACCCGUCUCUGGAGUCUGAUGAUGAUGACCCAGCACUAAGGUCACGUCCCAAAAAAAAGAAGCAGACAGAUGAUGCUCCAUGGAAUCCAAAGGCACGUGUCACUCCAACACUCCCAAAACAAGCCCGUCCGGUUCGAGAAGGAACUCGCGUGGCCUCAGUUGAGACGGGACUGGCUGUAGCAGCAGCAAGGCUAUCACAGCAGGAGCAACAGAGAUCUCAAAAGAAGAAAGUGAACAGCAAGAAAAAGCCUACAAUUGAACCAGAACCUCAAAUUCUCCCAUCAGAGCCUGAGCCGCCGCCGCCACCUCCUCCUGAGCCUCAGAUCGAGGUGUUCUCCGGCAGCCUGGCUGACCAUGAGUACACAGCUGGCCCCAAUAUUUUUGGCAUGGCUCAGGUGAACCGUGGGACUACUCCGAUGGCACCAGGUGUCUUCCUUUCUCACAGACGGCUUUCUGCUACCUCUCCAACAAGUCAAGUAGCUCAGGGAAAGCGACCCAAGAAAGGUUUAGCUACAGCUAAGCAGCGUCUGGGCAAGAUCCUGAAGAUUCACCGGAAUGGAAAGCUUCUUCUGCUGUGACCUCCUACCCCCCCUUACACUCUUGAUGCUGACCCUUUUCUUCUCGAGUGGAUGAGUGGACUUUUAGGGUCAUUGUACAGAGAGGGCAGAGCUGGGUCCCUAGCUGUGCUGAAGACUUAUUUUUGUAAGAACUGCGCACACACACAAACAAACAUGGACUUCUUUUACCGAGAAGUACAAACA
This is a messenger RNA of Nanorana parkeri, 3567 nucleotides long. RefSeq names its product PHD finger protein 8 (gene PHF8). Bases 358 to 3384 code for a protein of 1008 amino acids. Lineage: Eukaryota; Metazoa; Chordata; Amphibia; Anura; Dicroglossidae. The record is from RefSeq and is a predicted model, not a curated record. Gene Ontology annotation, molecular function: transcription coregulator activity; histone demethylase activity. The transcript is spliced from 22 exons. Gene Ontology annotation, biological process: protein demethylation; regulation of transcription by RNA polymerase II.